Phalaenopsis equestris is the source of this 1155-nucleotide messenger RNA. Its product is annotated as primary amine oxidase-like. Gene Ontology annotation, molecular function: copper ion binding; quinone binding; primary methylamine oxidase activity. The transcript has 2 exons. The annotation marks the transcript as partial. The record is from RefSeq and is a predicted model, not a curated record. Gene Ontology annotation, biological process: amine metabolic process. Lineage: Eukaryota; Viridiplantae; Streptophyta; Magnoliopsida; Asparagales; Orchidaceae.
CUCAGCUUGCUCUGCCUAUCAUUGGGUCAUCCGCACCCGCUUGAUCCACUCACGCCCUCUGAAAUCUCCGCCAUCCGCAGCAUCAUCAAAUCCUCUCCGCUCGGCUCCUCCAUGAAUUCAAGCACGGGCUUCCACUACGUCGGUCUGGAAGAACCCGACAAAGCAACCUUCCUCUCAUGGAAGUCCAGGCCUGCCGCCCACCCCAUCCUUCCUCGCCAGGCAUUCGUAAUACUGCGCUCCGGCGGCCAAACCCAUGAGCUCUACAUCGACAUCGCCAACAACUGUAUCGCGUCGCAGCACGUGCGCUUGGGAAAUGGCUACCCACUGCUUAACAUGGAGGAGCAGGAUGCUGUGUUAUUGCUACCCUUCAACUACACUCCCUUUGUGGAGUCUGUGAAAAGGAGAGGGGUUGAGCUAAGCGACAUCAUCUGCAGCACAUUCACCAUUGGGUGGUACGGCAAGAAGGAAGGGCGGAGACUGAUCAAGCUGCAGUGCUUUGUGGCUGGCGAAACGCCUAAUAUUUAUAUGAGGCCUCUCGAGGGGAUAACAAUGUUGGCUGAUUUGGAAGCCAUGGAAAUUAUGGAGUACAAGGACCGUUUCAUUGUUCAGGUGCCGGCGGCGUCUGGGACGGACUACAGGGCUUCGAGGCAGAUGCCACCCUAUGGGCCAAGAGGGAAGCAGGUGGUGGUGGCGCAGCCGGAGGGGAAGGGCUUUAUAAUCAAUGGCAACAUAGUCAGAUGGGCAAACUGGGCUUUCCAUGUGGGAUUUGAUACUCGGGCUGGUAUGGUGAUAUCCGAUGCCUCAGUCGCUGUCGAGAAUGGGGAGAGAAACAAAUAUCGUAGCGUUCUCUACAAAGGAUAUGUCUCGGAGGUGCAUGUACCUUAUAUGGACCCAUCGGAGGAGUGGUAUUUCAAAACAUUCUUCGACAAUGGAGAGUACGGGUUCGGGCCACUAUCAUCUUCCCUUGUGCCGAUGAUUGACUGUCCGUCCAACGCCGAGUACAUGGACGGCUAUUAUGCUAAUGGCGAUGGCUACCCGGUGCUGAUUCCUAAGGUCUUCUGCAUCUUUGAACGCUAUGCAGGGGACAUAUCUUGGCGCCAUACAGAAAUGAUGCUUCCAGAAAAGGUGGUAAGGAGCUAAUUUAUGAGCAUUUUC